This is a messenger RNA of Rubroshorea leprosula, 5072 nucleotides long. Lineage: Eukaryota; Viridiplantae; Streptophyta; Magnoliopsida; Malvales; Dipterocarpaceae. The record is from the annotation of a GenBank genome assembly.
AGCUACAAAAAUUCCCCCUUUCUCAGCUUGAGGUAUGAGGACCAGAGCGAGAGGAGCGGCGACAAGGGAAGCAAGCGGCACCAGACAGCGGCAGGGGAACAGGCGGUGGAUUCCGGGAUUAGAUCACAGGCUUAUAAGACAGACUAAGACGUUUUUCUUCUACAAUUUCCCUGAAAAUUGUGAGGAGAAAGAGUUAUGGUUCAGCUUUCAGAGGUGUGGAAAAGUGGUAGAUAUGUAUGUACCAAAGAAGCGUGACAAACGGGGGAAGAGAUUUGGCUUUCUACGCAUGAUAGGGGUGCAGAACGAUUACCAGAUGGUGAGGAGACUGAAUGAUAUCUGGUUUGGUUCAUACAAAUUGCGAGUGAAGAUAGCAGAGGAAAGAAGUAACGCAAGAGUAAAAGAUAAAGUUAUGGGAGACAGUAAACAACAUAGAGAAGACAGGAAGGUACAGCCAGGACAAUCUUAUGCUCAGGUGGUGAAGGGAAAGAAUCAGAAUCUCCAAGAUCGGCCGGAUUGUUCAGGAUCGCUGGAAGGGGAAGACAGGGGCAUCAUCCAAACGGUAAAAGAACCAUUUCAAGCGAGACAACUAAUCAGGAAGGAGGAAGUGGCAUCCAGCGACAGAUUAGUUGGCAAAAAAGGUAUGACGGAGUACAGAAGGGUGGAACCUCAAAAGGAAAAAAUGGAAUUCAUUCCGGAGCAGGAAGAGAUUCAGUGGCUUGAAGGAAGCUUAGUGGCGGUUGUGAAAUCAUUAUCAGUAGUAAAAGAUGUGCAGCAGAAAAUUGAGGUAGAUGGUGGGUUAAUCACGAUCUCACCAUUAGGGGGAAGGAGAGUACUACUAUCCGAACAUGAACCGGGAUAUUUACUUGAAUUUAUGACCCAUAAUAAGGAAUUAUUCGCCUUGUGGUUUGAAGAUAUCCUUCCAUGGGAUAAGCAAGGUCAGGAUAGAAGCAGAAUGGCUUGGUUACGCAUCAAUGGCAUACCGUUGAAGGCCUGGAGCGAUAGAUGCUUCAAGAUGAUCGGAGAAUCAGUGGGUGAGGUGGUGAAGAUUCAUGAGGAUACGUCAGCAAAAUCAAUUCUUUGUGAUGGGCGAAUUCUAGUCAUAUGUGGUGCAGAGCAUAAGAUUUCUAAACAGAUUGAUCUGAAAGUAGAAGGAAAAUGGUAUGGGAUACAAGUGGUUGAGGAAGAAUGGCGCUCCGACCCAGAUUGGUGGCUGACAGACGGUGACCGGCGGAAUAUGUCAGUAACGGAUUCGGAGUCUUCAUCGGAACAGAGUAAUGAGGAAGAUCAGGAUUGGAUCAAUCUUGAUAUGUGCGACGAAGAAGACGUUAGCAUUAAUGAAGAGCAAUUAAUGAAGGAAAAUCCCGGCAAGGCAAAUUCAAAUUUGAAAAAUAUAGUGGUAGAAAUGGAAAGUGAAGAUGCAGAAGCAAAAAAAGGGAUCAGAAGAGAAGUGGGUAGUGGGCCAUCCAAGGAUAAUGGGCCAUAUAAGGACAGUGGGCCGGUGGGAGAAAAAGGAAGUGGGUUGGGUGAUAAUAGUGACAAGGGAUGGGCUGAUAGUCAAGGAGAGAUGACAAGAGUUGGAAAGAAAGGGCCUAAAGUGGCUUUAGAAGGGGUUUCAUCUACAAACCGUGAUCUGGAGUUUAAGGAAACAGGGGGCAGACGGCGAAGACAAAUAGAAGAAUGCUACCCAGAAAAGGGCACGGUGCUUCGGACAUCAAAGAUGCAGGGGGCAAAAUCGAGUUCAAAGCGGCAUCAGAGAAGGAAAGCAGAUCUGAUUCCGGGUGCAGCGAGCCAGGUAAAUCUACUUGGUUGCUGUUCUGUGUCUGAUGGCUGUAUAGAAUUUAGAAACAACAUAAUUCGAAAGGAGUUGAUCUUGCAUGAGAGAGGGUGGAAGCAGGGGAGCGAAAGGGGAAGCGAGAUUAAUAGGGGUUUGGGCAAUAUGUUGAAGAGGAGGGAAGUAGGAAAAUUGGUGAGAAUGGAACAACCGGACUUUCUAUGGUUGCAAGAAACUAAGUUAGAAAAGGUGGAUGACAAUAUGUGUAGGAUGAUGUGGGAUUCGAGAGAAUUUGGCUGGGUAAUGAAGGAAUCGAUAGGAGCUUCAGGAGGAUUAUUGUGUUUUUGGAAUAAGGAGUACUUCACUAAGACAGGAGACUCCACGGGAGAUGGGUAUUUGAGAAUAUCAGGGGAGUGGGGAAUACAUAAGAUGAAGUAUAAUCUAGUGAAUGUUUAUGGUCCAAAUGAUAGACAGAAAAGGCUAAAGUUAUGGGAUGAGUUAAGGAUCAUGAUCACAGAAGAGGGAGGACGGUGGCUGAUUGCGGGAGAUUUCAAUGCUGUUAGAUGCCUUGAGGAAAGAAGGGGAAGAUCAGGGGAGAGCCCAGAUAUGAAGGAUUUCGACGGGUUUAUCCAAUCAGCUGGAUUAAUAGAUAUUAAAAUGGCUAAUAGGCGUUUCACAUGGUAUAGAUCAGAUGGCUCAGCCAUGAGCAGAUUGGAUAGAGCUUUGAUGAAUGCAGAGAUGUACAGUAUGAGUGCAGAGUGGGUGCAACAGGGCCUGAAACGAAAUAUUUCUGAUCACUGUGCAAUCGUGUUGAAAACAAGAACAGUGGAUUGGGGACCAAGGCCAUUCCGGGUUUUGGAUGCUUGGCAACUUCAUCCGAAUUUUAAGAAGGUUAUCGAGGAAAAGUGGAGUGCAAUGGAGGUCGAUGGAUUUGCAGGGUAUAAGUGUAAACAGAAACUAAAGAAGCUGAAAGACUUUUUAAAGGGGUGGAACCGAGAUGUGUUUGGGGACAUGGAAGCUCAAUACGAACAGGUGGUUAAAAAGGUGGAGCAUGUUGAUUUGAAAAAUGAAGAUGCUGAUUUGGAUGAAUUUGAGAUUCUACAUAGACAAGAAGGAUUUCAGAAUGUGUGGGAUAUUUUGAGGAAGAGAGAAGUGAUUUGGAGACAGAAGUCAAGAAGUAAUUGGGUUCGUGAAGGAGAUGCAAACACGCGAUUCUUCCAUAGAAUUGCAAAUGGGAGAAAGGCCCAAAACCGCAUCACAGGUUUAUGGUGUGAUGGUGUAUGGGUGGAAGAACCAGCACAAGUUAAGAAGGAGGUGGUUAACUAUUUUAGCAAACUUUUUCAAGGAGAUACGUGGAAUAGACCAAAGCCUCAAGGGGUUAACUUCAAGCAGAUUUCUUCAGAGGACAAACAGUGGCUAGAACGUCCUUUCUCCAUCGAGGAAAUAGAAGAAGGAUUGCGAAGUUGUGAAGGGUCUAAAGCUCCGGGCCCAGACGGGUAUAAUUUCUCUUUUCUCAAGUUUGCAUGGAAUAGUCUAAAGGAGGAUUUUAUGAGCUUCUUUCAAGAGUUUCAUAGGAAUGGUAGAUUGGUUAGUGGUUUGAACUCAUCUUUUCUAACCUUAAUUCCUAAAAAGCUUAACGCUGGGAAUUUAAAGGAUUAUAGACCCAUUAGCCUGAUCGGAUGUAUAUAUAAAUUGUUAUCAAAGGUGUUGGCUAAUAGACUUAAAGCUGUACUACCAGGGAUAAUCAGUGAAUCUCAAUCAGCUUUCUUGGGAGGACGUCAAUUAGUUGAUGGCGUCUUGGUGUUGAACGAGGUGGUGGAGGAAGUUAAAAGAAGGAAACAGCCGGCUUUUAUCUUUAAAGCUGAUUUUGCAAAGGCAUAUGAUUGUGUGGAUUGGACAUUUAUGGAAUGGAUGAUGGACAGAUUGGGAUUUGGAAUAAAGUGGAGAGGUUGGAUCAUGGAGUGCUUGUCGACUUCUAGAAUGUCAGUUCUAAUUAAUGGCAGCCCAACAGAGGAGUUCAAAGCUGGAAAAGGGCUUCGACAAGGUGAUCCGCUUUCUCCAUUCUUAUUUUUGAUGAUUGGAGAGGGAUUAAAUGGACUGGUCCAAAAAGCAGUGUCGGAGGACUUGUUGAAAGGUAUAGAGAUUGGCAGGAGGGGAUUAGCUAUUUCUUUACUUCAAUACGCAGAUGACACUAUAAUUAUGGGAAAAGCUGACACAGAGAAUAUUUUUAUGGUCAAAACAAUUCUGAGAUGGUUCGAACUAAUGUCUGGUCUGCAAAUUAAUUUUAGCAAGAGCAACAUUUAUGGGUAUAAUGUGUCAGAGAGAUGGGUUGAAGGAGCAGCCAGCAUGUUGCGAUGUGGAGUUGGGAAAUCUCACUUUUGUUACUUGGGUAUGCCUGUUGAUGGAAAUCCUGGGAACAAGAGGUUAUGGGAGCCGCUUGUUAAUAAAUUUCGAAACAAACUUGCUGUCUGGAAAGCUACUUCGCUGUCCUUUGGUGGCCGCCUCACUAUGCUUAAUUCGGUACUUUCUGCUCUACCCAUUUUUUAUAUGUCGCUGUUCUUAAUUCCAAAUUCUGUGAUGAGUAAAUUGAUUAGUAUUCAGAGAAAUUUUUUAUGGGGAGGGGUAGAGGGACAGAGGAAAAUCUCGUGGGUGAAAUGGGAUAAGGUGUGUGGGAGUAAGGCAAAAGGGGGUUUAGGAGUUGCGGAUCUUCGUAGGAAGAAUUGGGCUUUGCUAGGUAAGUGGUGGUAUAGGUUUGGAGAGGAUGUGGAGAGCUUGUGGAAACGGAUAAUAACGGAGAAAUAUUAUGGGGGCAAGAGAGAGGAGGUAGACAUUACAGCUGUUGGGAAUUGGAAGACGUCAAAAAUCUGGAGAGAUAUUAUCAGCGUAGGGGGUCGUUCUAGAAGGCUUAAAAAUAUGUUGGUGGAGGGUUUUAGGUGGGAAGUGGGGGAAGGGAAACGGGUAACAUUAGAGACUUGGGGGUAUGGGAAGGGGAAAAAUGGAGUUGGAAAUUGGAAUGGAGGAGAGGGAGAAUAGGACGAGAGAAGGAUGAGGAGGAGGUGUUGAGGGAGGUGCUGGAUAGUUUUCAAUUAAAGAAGGGGGUGAAAGAUUCUUGGAGGUGGACUCAUGAUUCGGGAGGAAUUUUCAUAGUGAGGAAGGCUUAUGAAUUUUUAGCCUCUACAGAGAGUAUUUUAGAGGACCAUUUGUGCAAGAUUAUUUGGUGUCGAUUAGUGCCAUCCAAAGUGUCUUUCUUUGGAUGGAGAUUAUGCCUUGAUAGACUACCUACUAAAAGGAAUAUUAUGAA